Tachysurus fulvidraco (yellow catfish) is the source of this 2146-nucleotide messenger RNA. Its product is annotated as polymeric immunoglobulin receptor-like. NCBI's taxonomy places the organism in Eukaryota, Metazoa, Chordata, Actinopteri, Siluriformes, Bagridae. The transcript is spliced from 14 exons. The record is from RefSeq and is a predicted model, not a curated record. Bases 802 to 2115 code for a protein of 437 amino acids.
UUGUGGCGCAAAUUUGAAAUUAACUAACUAAUGUAAAAGAAGAUCUGAAACGAAAGCAGACCCAAACUACACUCUGUGUUAUCGGAAGCCUGCGCCUAAAGCUACAGCAGCUUCGGGUGACAUCUCACCCGCAGCCCGAGUACACAUAGAGCCAGAGAUGUUCUGUAUCGCAGACAACUGAAGGACAUGAUCUUGGUGACAAUGAGAAUAUAAGAAGCUGGACUACUGCACCUCGCUCCUGGCAGAUCUGCCUCUGAGCACCAUUCCACCUCUACAACUGAUCCUGAAUGCAGCUGCAGGACUUGUUUAAAACCUUCCUAUGUUCUCCUAAACCACCACAUUGUUAUAUUUUCCUCCAUACUGGCUUCCAUUUUUACAGUUAUAACAUAUAAUACAUUUCAGAAACUGUGAUCCAGAGACAUCAGUCACUUAACAAGUGCAAAUGAUUCCCUGUGAUGGUGCAGGGUCUCUGUGUAAAAAUGUGAUCAUGUGACCAGUCUGCACUUAUAGAAGGUUUAAAGUGGACGAGUAAUGAUUUAUAAUCUUAAUGUUUAGUGUCAAUAGCUGGCAAAGUUUCUUUCUGAGUCUGUUUUAUCUUGCAAUUAUUACCUGUGACUUGUUCAACACUGAUUUUAAUUUAAAAAUGUACCUCAAUUAAUACAUUCAAUUAUUUGUGCCUUUUUUAGAGGUUGAAACAGUAUGAGAUUAAAAAAAAAAAAAAAAAACAGGAAGUCAGCUAGUACAAAUUAACGUCAGCCACAAGUAGGAAGAGGAUUUGUCAUGCAAGUGUCUUAGAGAAACAUGAGCUUUUACUCACUAUGUGGUUCUGUAACUCUCCUUGGGUUUUUCCUCUGUAUAUCAGAGGUAGAGAGCAUGAGGACACUGAAACAUGUAGCUGUAAAAAGAGGAGGAUCUGUCACUAUUCCAUGUCUUUAUGAUGAGAAGUACAAAGCAAACAGUAAAUUCUGGUGCAAAGGGAACUAUUGGUCUACCUGCAGUAUCGUAGCCUAUGCAAACUCAAGAGGAAAUCCAUCAGUUAUUGAUCAUCCAGAGCAGAAUUUGUUGACGGUGGAACUGAACUCUGUCUCUGAGUCUGGAACGGGUUGGUGUGCUGCAGAAAUUGGGGAUAAAUGGCAGCCGGAUGACCGUGAUUAUUUGUACCUAAUGGUUAGUCAAGAUCUGUCAGUGAGCGAGAGCAGAGUGAGAGGUGAGGAAGGAGGCAGCGUCACAGUCCAGUGUCUCUACAGUGCUGCGUAUCAGAAUACACAGAAGCAGUGGUGCAGAUUUAAAGAUGAACAAUGCAACACAGUGGGGACUGAAACAUCCCAGAAUUCAGCAGUGUACAUCAGUGAUGAUGGGAGAAGAUCCUUCAGUGUGAAGAUGAGCAGACUGAAGAAGAGUGAUGCUGGAUGGUACUGGUGCAGUGCAGGAGAUCUGCAGGUUCCUGUUCACAUCAGUGUCAGUGAUCCACCUCCAGUCACUACAUCAAAGACUACAACAGUGACUACAACAGUGACUACAACAGUGACUACAACAGUGACUACAACCGCUCAUCAAGACAACACAUACACAUUUGACUCAAAGCACAAUUCAGUGUUUGUGACAUCAGUUUCCAGCCGUAAUGAAACCACUAGUUUGAACCAUUGGUACCUGGUGGCCCUUCUUCUGCCACUGGUGAUACUGGUCAUCAUCAUCUGUAUGCUCAGAAAGAAAUGUGAGUUAGAGAAUCAACCCAGGAUCAGAGAGAGGAGCAAUGACACCACUGUUCCCACACCAAACACUGAUGAAGACUCCAUUGUAUACAGCACAGUUACUGUUUCUAAGCCAAAGGCUAAGAAUAAGCCCACUUGUACUGCUGAAGACUCGAUUAUAUACAGUACUGUGGCUACAAAGAGUAAAAAACAGGCCACUUUUACAGAUGAAGACGCCAUUAUAUACAGCACUGUGGCUAAACGCAAGCCAAAGAGGAUGACUUACUGUCCACUGGCUGUGGGGCCUCAGGGAUCUCUACUGGGUCGUGUGUCCAUCCUCAACAUCCUUACAGAUAAAAUCCCAGUCAGGACAAGGACAACAUGCCCCACACUCACUCCACAGACUUACAUCAGAGUCACAUGACCCUCCGUCAUUCAGAAAAAUAACAGUUUCC